Rana temporaria (common frog) is the source of this 2502-nucleotide messenger RNA. RefSeq names its product vomeronasal type-2 receptor 116-like. The coding region runs from base 1 to 2391 and encodes 796 amino acids. Gene Ontology annotation, cellular component: membrane. NCBI's taxonomy places the organism in Eukaryota, Metazoa, Chordata, Amphibia, Anura, Ranidae. Gene Ontology annotation, biological process: G protein-coupled receptor signaling pathway. Gene Ontology annotation, molecular function: G protein-coupled receptor activity. The record is from RefSeq and is a predicted model, not a curated record. The transcript has 7 exons.
AUGACCAGGAAGGACGACAACCCAAACAAUUGGUCUCCGGAUUCCAUUAAAGCCUUUGAGUCUCUCAAGUUUGCCUUUGUUUCAGCUCCUGUUAUGGCACAUCUAGAUCCUACAUUACCCUUUAUACUUGAGGUUGAUGCGUCUGAGACUGGAAUCAGCUAUGGAGCACCACAUACUGCACUGACCAACAGACGACUCUACCCAUCCUUCUUCCAUACCCUGCCCAGUGAUCACAUUCAGUUCCUGGCAGUUGUUAAGCUACUCAAACACUUUGGCUGGACAUGGAUUGGUGUCAUUGCGUCCGAUGAUGAUUAUGGAGAUAGUCAGUCUCAGGAGUUGAUAUUGAGUGCUGCCAGCCAUGAUAUCUGCAUUGAGUUUAUUAUUAAAAUACCAACUCAUCUAGAUGACAGAAAUGUUAUUUAUAAGAAAAAAGAGAUUCUAAAUAAUUCAUCCUCUCAAGUUAUUGUACUUUGUGGGAAAUCUUCAUAUUUCAUUAAGUACUUUAUAGAAGUGGAAUGCAAAGCCCAGAGUAAGACAUUUAUUGUUCCAGCAACAUGGACUUUGCACAGGUUUUUUCAACCCCAUAAAACACCAUACCAUGGAAGCCUAUUAUUUAAACCACCUAAAAAAAGUAUACCACGUUUAAAGGAACACUUGAAAAAUGUUACCUCUGCCGAUUGUACUAAAGACUUUUUACUAGAACAAAUUUUAACAGACUACUACCAUUGCUUAACAUCAAAUUCAUAUUUCAAUAGACGAUAUGAAAAAACAUAUAAAGUUAAACUUCAUAAAUGCAAUGCUAUUCCUGACUUCGAGAAAUACAUUUUAGAUUUUGGAACCACAUAUCAUGUGUAUAAAGCUGUCUAUGCCUUGGCACAGUCUUUGCACAAUAUAGAUUUCUAUUUGUCCAGAAAUGCCAGAGGCACCUUCAUGAAAAAUCAGAAGCUUAUGAAAGAGCUCCUCGGUGAAAGGGGCUGUAGGCUGGCCCCACAUGGCUGGAAUGAGAGCCUUGGCAGCGUUCAGAAGAUGAGGAGAAUAACAGGUGUCCAGCAACAGAACCCAAUGGGAUCUCCAUGUUCAGUAGCUGGCAGUGAUGCAUUAAAUGCCUCUAAAGUUCAAAAUUAUGGACAACUGCCGCUCCAAGAACAGUUUUUAAGAAGAGUACAUUUACAAGAUCCCACUGGAGAAGAAGUAUAUUUUAAUGAGAGAGGAGAUAUGUGCACAGUGUAUCAUGUUAACAGUUUUGGAAUACAUUUUGAUUCUACACUUGUAUUUGUACAUAUUGGAAGCUACAAUACAUCGUCUCCUGAUGGAGAGGAACUUGUGUUCGAUGAAUUACCACCAACAUGGAAACAUGGUGAGAUUCCAGUGUCUAUGUGCUCUGACGACUGUCCUCUGGGUUUCAGAAGAGUGAUGAAAAGGGGGAUACAUCGCUGUUGCUUUGAGUGUAUUCAGUGUCCAGAGGGGGAGAUAUCUAAUGACACAGAUAAAGCUUCAUGUCAAAAGUGUUCAGAGGAGGAGUGGCCAAAUGAUAACAAUCAGUGUGUACCAAAACUUGUUGAAUUUCUGUCUUAUGGAAAUGACCCGGCUCCCCUCACAGUCUCAGUUAUUUCUGUUUUCUUGUUUAUUAAAACAUCCGCUAUUUUUUGUGUCUUUAUUGUAUUUCGAGAGACUCCAGUGGUCAGAGCUAAUAAUAAAAACUUGAGCUUCAUUCUCCUGGUCUCCAUCAUGUUGAGCUUCCUCUGUGUGUUUUUGUUUUUGGGUCGGCCUGGACCUAUCAGCUGCAUGUUUCGUCAGACAUCCUUUGGAAUCAUCUUUUCAGUGGCCGUAUCUUCCAUUCUCGCCAAAACUAUUAUGGUCUACAUGGCCUUCAAGGCCACCAAACCUGGAAGUUUCUGGAGAAAAUAUAUUGGAGUUAAAUUACCCAACUGUUUGGUUUUUCUUUGUUCAUUUAUCCAGGUUUUAAUCAGCAUCAUUUGGUUAUUGACUGCCUGUCCAUAUCCAGAAACUAACACUGACCUAUAUGCUGAUAAAAUCAUUAUUCAAUGUAAUGAAGGAUCUAUGUUGGCAUUUUCAAUUCUCCUGGGUUACAUGGGACUUCUAGCAGCUGUGAGUUUUUUUGUGGCUUUUCUGGCCAGAAAUUUACCAGAUAAUUACAAUGAGGCCAAAUACAUCACCUUCAGCAUGCUGGUGUUCUGCAGUGUCUGGAUCGCUUUUAUCCCAGCCUAUAUGAGUGUUACAGGGAAGAACACUGUGCUUGUAGAGAUAUUUGCUAUAAUAGCUUCUAGUUUGGGAAUUGUGGGUUGCAUAUUUAUUCCCAAAUGUUAUAUUAUUCUGGUGAGACCAGAUUUAAAUUCAAAAGGUAAAUUAGUAAAACAAACCAAAACCUAACAAUAAAUAUUCUUAUUGAAUUUUUGUUUGCAAUUACAUUGAAUUUGAAUGGAAAUCCACUUCAUCAUUCUCAUUAUGCAUAGAAUAUGUGAGCAGCGUUUUCAGGAUUGA